UUUGCGAAGGAUUUUUUUUAAUUCCACGUGUAUAGGUAAAUGGGGAAAAAAUAGGCUCGGGUUCGUUGUUUUCAUAAAUCGUAAACAUGGUACGCCAAAAAAAUAGAUAUUUAUUAUGCGAGAUAAUUUACAUAGAUGGAAGAAGACUGCAUAGAAACCUGCAACAGAGGGACAUAUACCACUGCGUUAGAAAUGCCUUGGCCAAGGAGCAUGGAGAAUAUGGAGUGGCUUUAGCAUUAAGAUCAUUAUCAAUACAGGCAUAUUUCCAUCCUAACAUAGUGAUGAUCAGGGUCUCUAGGGAUGCCCACAAGAUGCUACAGUCUGCAUUGUUUUUCAUUCGGAAGAUUGGACAAUAUGAGGCUUUCUUUAACACUCUCCAUAUAUCAGGCACAAUUCGGACAUGUCAAAAGUUCUAUGUUGGUUAUCUCAGAAGAGAACUUCCAAAGCUUCUUAGAGAAUGCAAAACUCCAGAGGAGGAAAAGGAAGUGAAAAAGGCCAUUUCUUCAUGUGUUCCUGUUGAAGUGACCUGAAUACAAUAUACUGUGCUGUUGUUUUAUAGACUGACAUUCAAACCUUGAGCACAGGGUCAAAUCUAAACUCAUUUCAAAACUGUAACCAAAUUCUUAGAAAUUUGGAUGAGUUGCAAAUGGUUUGAAGGAUACAGUAAAAUAUGAUUACUGGGAACAUAUGUCCUUCCUGUAAGAGCUAUGAUGUAGCAUGUUGAUUUAAUAUUGUAAAAUAAAGAUGCUGAUUCAGUAAGAUAUUUCUUGUGUAACAUAGCAUCCUUUUCAAUGCGUUACUAGAGUUUCAUGCUGCUCUUAUGCUACCGGUAUUUUAUCAUUUAUAUGUAGUUAAUCUUCAGUGUACUUUUAUUUAAAGUGCAGCUAUUUGCAAGAACCUGCCAAAUAGAUACUUAUGAGCAUAUCAGACUUUAUGAAGGUUUAAUAUGAAUUCUUAUGGAUCACUAGAACAUCGUUGGAGAUUAUGAUUUUUAUAGGUCAUUUAAAGGUAAAUAAAAAAGGUGGAUUGCA
Molecule: messenger RNA, 1031 nt
Organism: Magallana angulata
Lineage: Eukaryota; Metazoa; Mollusca; Bivalvia; Ostreida; Ostreidae
Product: ribonuclease P/MRP protein subunit POP5-like
Exons: 5
Coding region: 87-530 (147 amino acids)
Biological process (GO): tRNA 5'-leader removal
Cellular component (GO): ribonuclease P complex
Molecular function (GO): ribonuclease P RNA binding
Source: RefSeq, a predicted model, not a curated record